CAGGGUCAAAGUCGUCGUCCACGGUCCACGCUAUACUGCUGAUCUGCCCGAAUCCUCUGAUCCUCCCCACAUGUUUCACUUUCCGUAGGAUGCACAUAAAAGUCUUCUCCCCUAUCCAUCACCGCCGGCCAGUCACCAACCGCCGCUAUGCAGCAAUCCUGGCUCUUCCUCCUCGCCGUCGCCGUCUCGCCUCUCGCCACCGGCGCGUACACCGUCGACUGCAUCGAUGGCGGCGGCACAUACAAGGCCAACAGCACCUACGAAGCCAACCUCCGCCGCCUGGCCGCCAUCGUCCCGGCCGAGAUCUCCUCCUCCAAUAUCCUCUUUGCGUUCCGUGGCGUCGGGUCCUGGCCCAACCGGCCGCGUGCCGCCUCGCACUGCUACAUGAUUAUUAACAGCAACGGGACCGUCAGCUCCCCCUCCGCUUCCUCCUGCGCCGCCUGUAUCGCCGGCGCCUUCCGGGAAGCGGAGAGGGCGUGCCCUUACGGCAAGAAGGCGGUCGUCUUCGGUCACUCCUGCCGCCUCAGCCUCGCCGGUUUCCCUAGCGCUGUCGUCUUCGGCCAGAGCAGUUGGUUUGAGCUCUUGGGUCCGGGAUUGAUACUUCAAGCAAUUGGAUUUGCAUGGCUUUUCUUCUUGCUUCUUCAGGAAUGGCGUGAUAAGAGAAGAAGAUCUAUGAUGCGUUACAGCUCUGUUCCAUCUGAAGAUCAGGAGAUCAACGUCUGAUCAACUUGGUCAUGCACUCAUGCUUUUGGGCAUCAACCUAAUCCCAAGAAGAAGAAAAAUUAUGUCAGGCGCUACAGUCAAUGCACACAUGAUUAACUGAAUGAUGAUUUGACUUGAUGUAUUUUACGCGAACGACGCUGCAGCCUGAAUCGUUUCCGCUUCGGUCAUUACAAAUAAAUUCCAACAUAUUUGUACACGUGCUGCUGAACUGGACAAGUAAUGGCAAAUACGUGACACA
Brachypodium distachyon (stiff brome) is the source of this 961-nucleotide messenger RNA. RefSeq names its product cysteine-rich receptor-like protein kinase 10. The coding region runs from base 148 to 723 and encodes 191 amino acids. The transcript has 3 exons. NCBI's taxonomy places the organism in Eukaryota, Viridiplantae, Streptophyta, Magnoliopsida, Poales, Poaceae. The record is from RefSeq and is a predicted model, not a curated record.